Rhizophagus irregularis DAOM 181602=DAOM 197198 is the source of this 2718-nucleotide messenger RNA. The record is from RefSeq and is a predicted model, not a curated record. Lineage: Eukaryota; Fungi; Glomeromycota; Glomeromycetes; Glomerales; Glomeraceae.
AAUAGAAAGCUGCUUUUAGACUAAAGAGCAAAUUUAUUUUAGAGAAUGUAGAAAAAUAAUAAUCACACGGUUCUGGGUAUAACGUAAUAAUUUCAUGAGGAGUGGAACAGCAAUGUUUUUUCUUUCGGGAAAAAACCCUGAUUAUUCUCAAACUAUAUAAUAUAGAAAUAUAUGUAAAUAGGGGGCACAAGUAAGACUUACAUUCUAAGUAUAGACAGGGAUGCCUUGCUCGAAGUAUAUUUGGUUGACUACAGAAAACCAAGUUCAGUCUAUCCGUCAAUCAGCAGUUUAAAAUUCUUUUGAAAGAAAAAAUGAGUACUUAUAUAUUUCGAGCGGGUGGAAAUCAUCUUACUAAUAGAAAUAUCAGACCAUUUAGUAAAGAGAAUAAAGGGAAUGAAAAAAAAACCGAAAAUAAUGAAGAAUUUCCACUUUUGUUCUCCGCAUAUAUUCUGUAUAAGAUUACCAGCGGUGUUGAUAAUUCUCGUGAGAUCACAUGGCAGGAAUUUAGAACAACAUUUUUAGAUAAAGGUUUAGUGGAUAAAUUGGUAGUAAUUAAUAGGAAAAAAGUUCGAGUACAUUUACAUUCAAAUGCUACAGGGCAAAUGUAUCCAAACGCUCCUUCUUUACCCGGAACAACUUAUUAUUUUAGCAUAGGAUCCGUGGAAGCAUUUGAACGUAAGUUAGAUGAUGCUCAAAAAGAAUUAGGAAUUCCUUCCACAGAACGUAUUCCAGUAGCAUAUCAUGAUGAAAUUAGUUUGAUGAAUACACUAUUACACUUUGCUCCAACAUUACUUUUGGCUGGAGCAUUAUUUUAUAUUACCAGAAGAGCUGGUGGUGCAGCCGGAUCACAGAUUUUCGGAAUUGGAAAAUCUAAAGCUAAAUUAUUUAAUCAGGAAACAGAAGUCAAAGUUAAGUUUAAGGAUGUAGCUGGUAUGGAUGAAGCCAAAGAGGAAAUAAUGGAAUUUGUUAAAUUCUUGAAAGAUCCGACUGCUUAUGAAAGAUUGGGUGCUAAAAUACCAAAAGGUGCCAUUUUAAGUGGUCCUCCAGGUACCGGUAAAACUUUGCUUGCAAAAGCUACUGCGGGUGAAGCUGGUGUCCCAUUCUUAAGUGUAUCAGGAUCUGAAUUUGUUGAAAUGUUUGUUGGUGUUGGUCCGUCUAGAGUACGUGAUUUGUUUGCAAACGCGAAAAAACACGCACCUUGUAUAAUAUUUGUGGAUGAAAUUGACGCAAUUGGAAAAUCAAGGGGGAAGAUAGGCCAAUUUGGUGGAAAUGAUGAACGUGAGAGUACGUUAAAUCAAUUACUCGUAGAAAUGGAUGGGUUUGGUUCUAGUGAGCAUGUUGUUGUUUUAGCUGGUACUAAUAGACCGGAUGUAUUAGAUCCUGCUUUAAUGCGUCCAGGACGUUUUGAUCGACAUAUUUCCAUUGAUAAACCAGAUAUUAAAGGCAGAAGUGCAAUAUUCAAAGUACAUUUAAAACCAAUAAAAACCGGGGAAAAUAUUAAUAACCUUUCAAACAGAUUAGCCGCGCUGACACCAGGAUUUUCUGGUGCCGAUAUAGCUAAUGUGUGUAAUGAAGCAGCUCUUAUUGCAGCUCGUUAUCAAAAGGAUUCAGUUACUGAGGAACAUUUUGAGCAAGCUAUUGACCGUGUAGUCGCAGGCUUGGAAAGAAAAUCUCGUGUAUUAUCACCCGAAGAGAAGAAGACUGUGGCAUAUCAUGAAGCGGGACAUGCAGUUGCCGGAUGGUUCCUUGAGCAUGCCGAUCCUUUAUUAAAAGUUACAAUUAUUCCUCGAGGUGUUGCCGCGCUUGGUUAUGCUCAAUAUUUACCAAAAGAUCAAUAUUUAUAUUCCACAGCACAAUUAUUGGAUCGUAUGUGUAUGACAUUGGGUGGAAGAGUGUCGGAACAAAUCUUUUUCAAUAUCAUAACUACAGGAGCACAUGAUGAUUUACAAAGAGUCACCAAGUUGGCUUAUGCUCAGGUUACAACUUAUGGUAUGAAUCCGAAUGUAGGGCCAUUAUCUUUCAAUAGUCCUAAUGAUAAUGAACCUCAAUUCCAAAAACCUUAUUCUGAAGAGACUGCUAAAAUGAUCGAUGAAGAAGUUCGUAAAUUGGUAGCGUCAGCGUAUGAAAGAACUGUAAAAUUGCUUACAGAUAAAAAAAAUGAUGUUGAAAAAGUAGCACAAUUGUUACUAUCGAAAGAAGUAUUAAAUCGAGACGAUAUGAUAUCAUUAUUAGGGAAAAGACCUUUUGUUGAAAAGAACAAUUAUGAAGAAUAUUUUAAUCCUAAAGAAAAUACACCACCACCCCCAUCCGCUGAACAAUCGCAGUCAUCAUCAAAUGCAUAGUUUUUUAAAUGAUUAAUAUUUAGUAUAUCUAAAAUAUAUUACUUAAAUGUAUGCAAAUCACUUUUGCUAAUUAAAUUAUUUAUCUUUGAAUGUGAAGUAUCUUUAUGUAAUUUAUAAGCCGUGAAAUUUGAGAUUAUCAUUCCCACCUAUUUUUUUAAUUGAUUUAGUUUCCCCACUUCAUUCCGUCUCUUCAUUAGCUCGACUAUAAAAAAAAAAAUUUGUUUAACUUCGCCUUUCUUUCUAACGUUAAGCGGAAUUUGAAAAAGUGAACUGUCAAUGUAAUCGAAAUGAUCGUUAUAGAUAUAGGCUAUUUAAGCGUGAUAAGCAAUGAGGUGAAUGAGAGAAUGGAGUGUUCGUUUAUUUUUGUAUCAUACAC